Paramuricea clavata is the source of this 2218-nucleotide messenger RNA. The record is from the annotation of a GenBank genome assembly. Lineage: Eukaryota; Metazoa; Cnidaria; Anthozoa; Malacalcyonacea; Plexauridae.
AUGUCUUCGUCAGAAAAUGGUGAGGAACCAAUUACACCUCGUUCGUCUGAGUACGGAACAUGUCAAGGAGCCAAAAGAGAUACCGUCUCCUGCAUACAGGUAUAAAGUUAUUACAUUACGUGUCCGUCAAUACCAUAUAAAACACAGACUUUUUUGCAAAUACCUUGCAUGUGUUAUAUAUAUGCUAACUUAUGCAUGCUAGUAGCAAAUAACCACUCUUAAUUAAUAAUGAAUAACCUUCUGUGACGACUUAGGUCCGUCAAUGCCGAAAGUACUGGUUAUAUCCUCAUUUACGCCCACACAAUAUAUAGGUUAGGGAGCCUGAAAUAAUUGCUUAAUUAAAGAACAGAUUCAAACUAGUUCCUUUUGCUGAAAAUUCACCUGUUCCUGAGCUAUGAUUACUGGAAUACGAUUGAUUCCUCCCGAGAGCAAGCUAGAAAAGCAGUCGUGGCGAAGACAUCGAUUUGACUUGACUUGGGGAAACUUUCUUUUAGAAAAGAUAAUUGAUCACACAUUGCUCGUGUGAAAGAUCGUUCUCGAAAUUGAAGUUAGCUAAGACAAAACAAAGGCUAUAAGAUCCUCGUUAAUGUAAGAAAACAUUGUGUCAUUCAUUAUGCUUGAAUCAUUCAUUGCCCUACAAUUUACAUUUUUCACCUGGUUUUGUACAUUCUUCAUGUAGCAGAGCUGCAUAUUUGUUAUCAUCGAUCGUCUCUACCCUACCUACUGCAUGUACUGGCAGCAACCGCCCAAUUAAGUUCAAGAAUUGUAGUGGCAAAACGGACGUUUCAGAUGUGAUCAUUAUAAACGCAAUUCGUUAAAAACUUUUUACAAACUAUAAACUAAACUUACAACUACUGAAUACUAAAUAUUUAUACACGCAAGCAUGCGUGAGGAUUCGCGAGGAUUUUAUUCUAAGCGGUACAGGGCACCUCAUGACAAAAAGUUGAAAACUGCCUACACUGUAUAUAUGUUUCUAUUAAGUAAACGUGAAGUUUGAUAUCUUUUUAAUGCAGAAUGAAGUAAUUUGUGCAACUUUUGUGGGACAAGUUGACGCAACCCAAAGUUAUUAUGAAAGAAACAGCCUUGAUGUAAGUUAGACCAGCAACGAAUUGUUAUAUCGCAAGAUAAAUAAAUGUAAUUCGGAAAUUAUUGAAAAACCAAAGCAUGCUUGCCGAAAUAGUUCAAAAUUCUGCGAAGUCACAUUUCCAUUUCUUGUGCAUGUCCGGUUAUUACUGGGGACAUUUUUUUUGCGUUCCCAUCAUGCACUACACUCCUCAGCCCAUUGGUCUAUAUAUGUACUUAUUUACGACUAAGUACGAGUCAGAAAUUAUAGUAUGCAAGUUGCUAUGAAGCUAUCAACAUAUUUUUCGCUACAUUAGAUAUGUUUCGAUACACAUACGAUCCCUGUCCAACAUGGUGCAUUUGCAGCUGAAGAACUUGAAUCAUCUACAGACACAGCUUCAGCAAAUGAAUCACCAGAUGUGAAGAAAGGUUUGGCACAAGUCGAGGGUAAGGUAAUGUGUCAGAGCAAUAGUGUUAAACCUUAUCUGACUAAUGAAAACUUUAAAAUCUUUUUCUGGAUUUAUUUUAUGAACAUUUGGCAGGGGUUUUAAAUUAAGAAACGCGUUUUCUUCGGUUCACCUUGGUUAUAGAGCCAUGGUUAUAGUAUUAUUCGGUUCACCUUGGUUAUAAAGCCUUGGUUAUAGUGAGUAUUCAUUUGAUAAUAAUAUUAUCAGAUGAAUACUUAAGGCUAUGGAGAUAUUAUUGACAAUUCCCAUUAAUAAAGACUAAUUUUAAAAUUAGGCAAGGAAAUGGAAAUAAAUCACCACAGCUAGAAAGAGCAUACUAAACUCAGUAAAAUUGAAACGUUUAGUUGCGAAGUGUUGUAAAAUGCGGCAAAGUUUGCAAAUUUUGUUUGCUUUUGUAUUGGGGCGGAAAUUGCCCAAAUAUAUGAUAGCAAUUUCCGCACGCAAUACAAGGGCUAUAUUUUUUGAGUACGCUCUUUCUAGCUCAUUGGCUAGUUUUAAAAUUGGUCUAUACUGGGAAUUGUCUAUUGCUUUUAUGAAUGUUUUGAGAUUUGCAAACGUGGACGCGUGAGGUUUUUGUACGCGAGGAAUAUAAAAAUAAGAUUUGUAGUUUCAAGAGAUGUUUUGUAAAACAAUUUCCAUUUUAGAAGUUAAAAAUGUUCGACAGAUUAAGAGGACGUUUUGGAAAAAAG